Messenger RNA from Motacilla alba alba, 4414 nucleotides. Its product is annotated as trichohyalin-like. The transcript is spliced from 11 exons. The record is from RefSeq and is a predicted model, not a curated record. Bases 810 to 2861 code for a protein of 683 amino acids. Lineage: Eukaryota; Metazoa; Chordata; Aves; Passeriformes; Motacillidae.
GGAAACGGAGGGAGCCCGGGGCUCGGAGGUAGCCCGAGGAAGGGAGACGGCUCGGGGACAGCUCUGGGCACGGAAGGGUCCUGGCGCACGGGGACAGCACGCACCGCCCCCGCACAUCUGCCCCUCACUCCCCGCAGCACUUGGGAGCGCCGGGGCGGCACCAGGGGCGGGUUGUCCGUGAGUUCUCCCAAAAGUUGGCGUCACCCACGGGGGGCGCAGAGCGGGGCGAGCUACCCAGCCAAGCCGCUGCUUUUUGGAGAAGACGGCUCUAGCUGGUGGUGUUUAAGGAAGGGGCGAAAGGAGCAGCGCUUCCCUCUGUCCAAGCCUGAGCAGCCCUGCAGUCCAGCCCAGGCAGUCCGGGUGUUACAGCGGUGCGCCUGCCUGUUUGUUGCUCACUCAGCAGUGUUCCUGGAGCUGCAGCCUGGUUUCAGUCCCGACACUUUGAGGAGGAUGGAAAACCCAGCCUGCCGGUGGGUGGAUCUGUUCACCGGUAUAUGCCAGAGCAAGGGAUGGAGGAAGUCUGCCAACUUCUUGUGGAGAACCAGUUGCAUCCAGUAAUGCAUAUUGGUAUGCCUUCUGGGACACUGAGAUGAUCACAAAAGAAGCAAGGAAAAAAUAAUGGAGAAAGUACCCAGACUAUCAGGAGGGUCCUUUCAAGGAAUCCAACACUCCCCUACUCCUCCUGACAAGAUAAGCAGCAUAGUACCACAAGACAUGGUGGAAGAAUUAUGAAGAGAAGUAAUAAACUGAAAGUAAAUUUCAACUUUGUAGACAAUAUUCCUGUUUAAGGAUUUAAAUGUUCAGAAAUCAUGCUCAUUUUCUGCUUCCAUCUCCUCCUUCCCCCUUCCAGCUGUGGUGUUUGUGUCUGGAGCCCAGGUCCCUUUUGCAUGCCCUUGAUACCCUCAACUGAAAGGAAUUUCAUUGGUUCAUCCCUGGAGGCUUCCCGUGUCCUGAGGGGGGCUCGUGUGUUGGCAAGGAGAGAAACUGAUGGCUAUUACUACCUGGGCCAUAUUGUCCAGGGGGUGAAGGGCUCCAGGGAAGGCUUUUUAGUUGAGUUUGACCAGAGUUGUGCUCUGAAGGGCAAGGUCCCGCGUGGCCGGCAGGAGACGCCCCUCUAUGACAUUCUGCACUACGAAGACACUCGGCGACAGCCUCUCGCUCCUGGGGACAGGGUCUUGGCACCAUGGGAGGCCCCAGCCAAACGUUUUGGCCCUGGCACUGUGCUAAGGGUUGUGGAGAACACAGAGGCACCUUUAGCACACAAUGAAAGGGGAGUGCUUGUGAAUUUCUGGAAUGGGCAGACGAAGGAGGUGUCUUCUGCCCAAGCUCUGCGGAUUCCCAUGCCCCUAAGCGAACGCAUCAUCCUGGAGCUGCAGAUGCCUUUAGCAGCCAGGCAGAUGGUGGUAGAUUCAAGCUUGGAUUACCCAUACCUUGUGGCACCAGGUUAUAGAGCCUCAGGGAACUACAGACAGGGUCACCUGGGCCUGGAUUGCUGCCCAGAGGCUCUGUAUUCCACUCAUCCCUGUGCAAAGUGCAGCUGGGGAUGCACCUUGCUUCCCCAGUGCUGCCUUGGAGCCUGGGAACGCACACGGCCUGCAGAGUGCAAAGUGCAGCAGGAGAAUGCCUUCAUCCCGGGAGCAAGCCUGACAAGCCUGACUGAAGAAAAGUUCAGCAAGAAAAUAGAACAGGAACUGUCUGAAUUGAAGAUUGCUUCUUUAGAAGGUGUUUCCAGAGAGGAAGAGAAAAAGGAAGAGAAGAGAUUAGAGACAGAAAACGUUCCAGUAGAUGUUAGGUCUUGUUUGGAAGAGGCCCAUGAGGUUAUAGAAACUGAGAAGGGUCCUCAGAGGGAGGUGGCUCAUGCUGUGGUUGAUGCUGCUGUCAACACAGACAGCUGGUUAAUGGAGACAGAUCACAAGGAAGAAGCAGAGAGCAGACAGCAGGAUGCUGAAACUGAAGCUAAUUUUGAACAUGAGCAUGGCCUUUUUGAGUCCAGAGUGGCAGGAGCUCCAGUCCAGCAUUCCCAGAGGAGCCCUUCCAUGGGAAGCAGUGCUUUGGUUCCUUUCAGGUGCCAGAGCUUCUUUGCCCAAGUGAAUCAAUCACUGGAGAAAGACAGCCUGACCAUCAGAUCAGCCCUUCGUGGGCAGAGACCCCACAGUACCACCCACCUGCUGGCUGGGAGAUCCACACUUCUCCCAAAGCUUCUAAAAGACAGCAGCAUCACAAAGUCAAUCCUUAGUGGUGCAUCUCAGAAGGGGUGGAAGGAGCUGGACUUCAGCAGAGCCAAGAUUGAGCACAAAAGGUGGCAAAAAGAACAGAGGCAGCUGAAGAGGGAGCAGCAGCAAGAGGCAGACGGCACCCGCCGCCAGCUGCGCAGGGACAGCCAGAGGCAGCGAUUGCAUCAGAGAACAUUGCAAGGGCUGGAGAAACAGCUGGAGCACAAAGAGAGAGGUUUGCAGCACAUGGCACUGCUCCAGGCUGCUGGGGCUGAGAGGAGCAGGAAGGAAUCCUUCUUUCAAGAGGAGGAGGAGAGGAAGGCAAGGCAGAGGCUUCAGUUCUUAAAGACACGGCGUUUGCAGAGAGAGGAGUUGCAGGCAGAAAGCAACAAAAGGAGCUCUGAACAAGAGAAAGAAAGACUGGAGUUGCUGAGGAGCAGAAUGCAGUCACGGCAGGAAGUGCUGGAACAAGAAUCCCAGGAGCAGGACAAACAGCAAAACCAGCACCAGGCUGCCAAGGUGAGAGUGUUCCAGAGGAGAGAGAGUUCUCAUCUGAAGAUGGAAAAAGAAGGCCAGAAACUCCGUGCCCUCCAGCAGUACCUCAGGGAACAGAAGCUCCUGCUGCUCCGGGCAUCCCUGCUCGAGUAAGGAAGCUGCACAGUGGGUGAGCAGGGCCUGAGCAGUUCACAGACCUGCUGUGUCCUGUCAGCUGUGAGUCAGUGUGACAGAGCACAGUUGUGGCAGGUGGCAUUUUGAUUCCUGAGAGGUCUCUAAUCUCCCUUUCUCUCCAGCCAGAGUUCACUUCCACUGCUGUGUCCUUCACCUGCCUUGCUUCCUGGGGUCACUGGCUUCCCCCUCCCCUGAGAGGGAGCAGCAGGGCACAUCUAGAGACACUUUUCUGCAUCAGAAAGGAGGGUAUUUUAGUGCAUUGCACUGUGGUGAGUGGAGGUGCCAAAGGAGAGGAGGAGGUUAAGCUUGUCACAUCCUGAAGUGCUCCCUCUUCCUCACAUCAUCUGAGGUACACAAUUCCCUAUGGCUGUGCCACAGGAAAGGCACUGAUCAGCUCUGGGUAACCAGAAAUUUCAGCCAGGUCUUUAGAAAAGGAGAAUGGACAUAGCACAAUUUAUUUGCUGAAACAGUCAGAGCUAUAUUGGAAAAUAUCUUUAUUUUACACCGAAUUAUGCUAAAAUGAAUACAAUAUAUGUGAUACCUUGUUUCAAGUAAUGCCUAGAACCAAACUAGAUACAAAAUUUAAAUUCAGCCUGACAUUCUAUGUACACUCAAAAACAUGAUACACAUUUUCUGGCACAUUAUAAAAAUUUAUGCCUCCUUCUAGAAUAUAGCAACAGUGAUAAUGGCAGUUUCUUAAAAAAAAAAACCAAAGAAAAAAGUGAAAUUAAGAAAACUUGUAAAAGGGAGCUCCUUUGAAAUCCUGCCAAAUCUGAAUGGCCAGCAGUUUCUAAACAGUAAGUGUCAGACUGCAUUCCUCCAGGGAUAAUAGAGAGGCUAUGCCUUCAGCUUUUCCCUAAAAAGACAAAGUUAGGUCUCUUAUCCAGAUGUUUACAAACUACUCUGAGACCUGAAUAGCUAAAAUGGGUCUUUUUAGACUUUAGGAUCCAUAAUGUACGUGCAUGAAGCCAUCCUGAGAUUUUCACUUAAAGAAAAAGGGAAAAGGGAAGAUGAACUUAAACAGAAGAUGAAGGCUUUAACUAACAAAAUAUCAGAGUUAAGGUCCAAAAAAAGUGUAACUUGCUUCAGAUUGUGAAAACUACAUGUGAGGCACAGUAGUUUUUGCAUUUUAGACAUGAAAUCCCAUCAUUUGGAUUAGUUUCCACUCUCUGGAGUGUCUGGAAAAGUUGGCUGGAAUUUGCUCAGCAAGAACAUGGAUGGUUGUGCCCCAGACCUGGCACACACCCUGCUGAGGGAACGUGGGUGCUGGUGGCACAUGGAGAUUUUCUUUAGGGUAAUGUUUGGGGGGGUUGCUUGCUUCUCUUCUUGUUUGAGUUCUCUUUUACAUAAAAUCUUGCGCUGGUUAGGACAAUGCUCUGCCUGCUUAUGUCUCUAACUAGACUUAAAGAAACAAGCCUAAAACUUAAAAGGUGUUAAACCCUACUCCUGCUUUUAUCCUUAUGCACUUGGAAAUGGAAUAUGCAGUGAUUAAAGGAAAGUACGUGAAAUAUACUGAGCUGAAUCUAAACUUA